CAAAUCCAGAUCACCAUUCAUUCUGCUGUUAGGAAACAAGUAAGACUUUCUAUUGGCAUUAGAUCAUACAUGUUUUCCAGUGACCAGAAACUUACAUCCAACAUGCUCCACUGCCUCUUAGCUCUUUUGUUCCCCCUGGUGGUGAACUCACACCCCGUCGGUCGAAGCCUGCUGCCCUUGGACUGUGAGGACAUCUACCAAAAUGGAUCAGUGCAUAACGGGGUUUACACCAUCUACCCGACAACCGCCGACAAGCCUGUGGAGGUGUACUGUGACAUGGGGUGUACAGAGGACGAGAACCACGAGGACGGGCAAUGGACGGUGAUCCAAAGAAGAAUGGAUGGCACUGUAAACUUCUACCGGCCCUGGAAUCACUACAAGAGGGGCUUUGGGAACAAGAACGGAGAGUACUGGCUCGGUCUGGAGAAUAUUUUCAGACUCACCUGGAUAGGUAAGUACGAGCUGCGGGUGGACAUGGAGGACUGGGAGAGAGGCAGCGUCUACGCCCACUAUUCGGCCUUCUCUAUCGACUCGGAAGAUGAGGGCUACACACUUCGCUUGAGCGGAUAUGUCGAUGGUGGAGCGGGUAAUUCUCUGCAACGAGUGAAUGGGAAGAAGUUCUCAACCUACGACAAAGAUCAAGACACUAUUAACUACAGCAACUGUGCAGAGACGUACCAUGGUGGCUUUUGGUAUGACUACUGCCAUUUAGCUAACCCUAAUGGGCUGUACAAAGGGAAGGGACGAGUGGCAGGCUAUACAGGAAUCAUAUGGUACCACUGGAAAGCCAGUGAAUACUCUCUUAAGUCCAUCACGAUGAAAAUCAAGAGGGUGUCCUUGUCUGUGGAGUGAUUUGUAAUCUCUCUCCCUCUCUCAGACCCCAUUCUUACAUAUUAUAUACAUUAAAGGGAUAUUCCGCCAUUUUUGGAAAUAAGCUCAUUUCCCACCUCCCCUCGAGCAAAACAAUCAAUAUUUACCUUGUUCCCGUUCAUCCAGCCAUUCUGUGAGUCUGGCGAUACAACUUUUAGCUUCAGCCUAGCAUAGAUCAUUGAAACGGAUUAGACCAUUAGAUUCUCGCCUGCUAGCUUCAUGUUUAAAAGUGACUAAGAUUUCCGGUAAUUUUCCCAUUUAAAACAUGUCUCCUCUCAAGUUAGAAAGUGCAAUAAGACCAACUGAAAAUGAAACCUGGCGUUUUUCUAGGCUGAUUUGACAUGGAACUACACUCUCAUCUGGCGUAAUAAUCAAGGCAACUUGCAAACUACUGGCACUACUACUGCUUGUUGUCUAUGGGGACUAUUUUCAGAUGCUGCGUACGAUAUCACUGUGUUUGCAAGUUGCCUUCAUUAUUACCAAUUUACCAUUGAUUAUCAUUCCAGUGGAGUGAAUGCGUACAAAAAACAUCAGAGGCUUCUCUCCCUCACUCUCUAGAAACCAAUCACAAGAAUAACGUUAUUAAAACCUCUUUUUCUGUUAAA
Sardina pilchardus (European sardine) is the source of this 1475-nucleotide messenger RNA. Its product is annotated as microfibril-associated glycoprotein 4-like. NCBI's taxonomy places the organism in Eukaryota, Metazoa, Chordata, Actinopteri, Clupeiformes, Clupeidae. The transcript has 5 exons. The record is from RefSeq and is a predicted model, not a curated record. Bases 70 to 852 code for a protein of 260 amino acids. Gene Ontology annotation, biological process: elastic fiber assembly.